Molecule: messenger RNA, 1083 nt
Organism: Dendroctonus ponderosae (mountain pine beetle)
Lineage: Eukaryota; Metazoa; Arthropoda; Insecta; Coleoptera; Curculionidae
Product: odorant receptor 46a
Exons: 6
Coding region: 1-1083 (360 amino acids)
Biological process (GO): sensory perception of smell; detection of chemical stimulus involved in sensory perception of smell
Cellular component (GO): plasma membrane
Molecular function (GO): olfactory receptor activity; odorant binding
Source: RefSeq, a predicted model, not a curated record
AUGCUCUACUACUACUACUUGGAGUACAUCUGCAGGGCAUAUUUCCAACUAGUCCUGCUCGUUAGAGCUGAGCAUUUGAACCUGGAAGAAAUUCUUGGCAAUCUGUGCAUUACGCUGAUUUACACCGUUUCUAUGAUACGUCUACGGGCUUUCGACACGCAACAGAUUAAAACCCUUUUUUCCACCAUCGUCGACGCUGAAAAGCUGAUUUUGCAGGAUCCCGAUCCAGAAGUGAGAAAGAUCUACCUCGCCGUCGUGCGUCGCAACAAAGUUUCGCAUUUCGUCUUCUUUAUCUGCGGCUGGAUGGUUUCUUUUCUCUACUUCCUCCAUCCAUUCUUCAUGGAACUGCCUACCAUGAAAGUUAACAACGAAACGAUCACCCUGAAAACGCUGCCGCUGUCCACUUGGUGGCCGAUUGAUGUCCAAAAGCAUUACUGGACUGCGUACUGUUGGAACGUAUUCGAUGGCACCUUAGGCAGUUCCUUUGUAAUCGACUCAGACAUGCUGGCGUUCAGUCUUGUGGUCUUUGCGGUUUGUCGGCUGGAUAUUCUGAGCUAUCGGCUACAGCGCUUGCAGCUGGCCGGAGGCCAGACAUCUCAACAGGUCAAUUGGGAGAUCUUCAGAAACUUAAUUGUACAACAUCAGGAAAUCAUCGCGUAUGUUGAUACUUUUAACGACGGGAUGAAGUACGUUAUGCUCUUUGAUUUCCUUCAAUGUUCGGUGCAGCUUGCCACGAUCACUUUGCAGCUUUUAGUGAUGAAAAUCAACUUUCAAAAUGUGCUGUUUGUUGGAGUGUUUUUGAUUACAAUGGUUAUGCGUUUGGUUAUCUACUACUUCAAUGGCAACGAGAUCAUUUACAAGGUGAAAUAUUGCAGCCAGCAACUCGCUAUAGACAUUUGGAUGACCGACUGGUACAAGCAAAGCCACAAUGUUAAGCACAUGCUUUUGUUUUUCUCCAUUCGCGCCCAACGGCCCUUGAAGUUCCUCAUUGGGCCAUUUGGCGUUUUGUCUUUGGAAACUUUCAUUACAAUUAUUAAAGCUACGUACUCUUACAUGAUGUUGUUUGUCAACACCAGCAAAUGA